GUUUUUUCUUGUUUUUGGUUUGUUUUGCUAUUAAGGUACAUUGCUGGAACGAAGCGCACGGCUGCGAGUACACGGGCACCAUGGACCGUAUGCUGGAGCACUACGAGAACGAAUGCGCAUUUCACAUCGUGGAAUGUUUGCGAUGCGGUGAGGGAGUCCGGCACAGCGACCUGCCAUCACACUACGUGGCCGGAUGCACUGCCGCUCUUUCUUCCGCGAUCACAGAGCACCCGUCCUCGGAGCAUACAGCACUAACCAUUGAAGACGUGAGUGCUGCUCUUGAAGACUUGAAGGCGAUGUUGGGGGAUCCCAACCACGACCAGCUGCUACCAGUGAUUCAGAGUCAGUUGAAUGAGCUUACAGAACAGGUGAGAAACCAGGAAGCCAUGUUGGCUGAGGUCACUCGCGAGCUCGGAGCAUCCGAGCAGCAUUUAAAGGAUGAGAUGGCUCAAAUCGCCGCCGUGAUUACAUCGACCGUUCCGCACCAGCCGAAUCCGGCAGCCGAAGCCAGCACGUCGUCGUCGCUGUCGUUGCGCUCGGAAAAGGCGAUGAUACUUCGAAAGUUGGAACACUUCACCUACCUGUCACUCAGCGCGCUGGAACACUUGCGGCAAGCUUCCCCGCAUCCUGAUUCCAGCCGUGUCAUUGCUUAUUGUAACCCUUCGAGCGGUCGCACUCAGCGUUUAAUCAGUGCGCUGUCUACGACACCCGUGCGGAUUAGAAAAUAUGGGAGGGUGAUUUAUCUCCUGAUCCUGGAAAACUGUGACGAAAUGCUUCAGUGGCAGGGAUACGCAAAACAGUUUGCUGAGAUUGCGGUGUUGCACAUGAGGGAUACCUACUUUACGCUUGCUGUCUGGAAGCAAAACUGUGGUUCUACUUUUGAUGUCAUUUUGCAAAUCAAGUUUUACGGGAUGCUUGAGGACUCUAGGUGUUUGCCGCCUGUUUGGCGCGUGAAGGUGUGGAAUCCUACAGGAGAGGAAUAUCUUUUGUUGACUUCAUUUAACGAGCGUUGUUACUGCGACCACGAUGAAGGCUCAUUGGCACACUUUCACCUCGCAUUCAGGAUAGACAAUGAUUCACUGAAAAAUAAGGCUUUCUUCCCCGAGGGAAAGGCGAUCUUCUGGAUAGAGCUCGGCGUUGAAGAAAUGGACGGUGGGGUCACAGGAGCACCUAAUGCUCGUCAGCACUGAAUGUACGUUGCAUUUCUGAAUCCUCCUUGCCACUUCCUAUGUGUGUGACAUGAGCUUAUGGAAUUUUUGAUGUCCUUUCUCCUAAAUUUGUUUAGUGCUGCGAAUUUUUUUUUUGAAAUUUUCCGUGCGUUGUAAAUGUCAACCUGUUGUUUUAAGACUUUACACGCUUUUCAUUUUGUUGUUUCCUUAUUCUGCAUCUACAGCUUGUGUGCCUUGUUAUUGUGCUCUUUUGUUCUCCUCCUGCGGUUUCUAACCUUAUGGCGUUCGCCUCUAUACUAUUCUCUGUGUUAAUGCCGUGCUAAAGAGAUCGAUUUCAAGGUGACGUUCGUGUUAGAUACUACGCUGUAUUACUGCGCGUUGCCCUGUAUCCGAAAUGUCCGAACAAAGUUAAUGUUCGCAGUGUUCA
Molecule: messenger RNA, 1596 nt
Organism: Dermacentor silvarum
Lineage: Eukaryota; Metazoa; Arthropoda; Arachnida; Ixodida; Ixodidae
Exons: 2
Coding region: 81-1190 (369 amino acids)
Source: RefSeq, a predicted model, not a curated record